Molecule: messenger RNA, 987 nt
Organism: Enterobius vermicularis (human pinworm)
Lineage: Eukaryota; Metazoa; Nematoda; Chromadorea; Rhabditida; Oxyuridae
Source: the annotation of a GenBank genome assembly
AUGGUUUGUUGGUGUAUUGCCGGCUUAAUGGUAGCGAUAUUGAUAAUUCUUUACUAUGCUGUCAGAUAUUUCUUGGAAUUAAUUCCGGUUAAAGAGCUGAAAAAAAAAGCUGUAUUUGUUACUGGAUGUGAUUCGGGAUUUGGCCGUGAAUUUGUCCUUUACUGUGCAAAAAACGGUCUUCACGUAUUUGCUGGUUGUUUGACAGAAAAGGGUGAAGAGUCGUUAAAAGAAGAAGUAAAGGGUUACCAGGGUACAGUGCAAGUAAUGCACUUGGAUGUUUCCAACGAUGAUUCAGUAAAACAUGCAAAAGAAUUUGUGGAAAACAAACUGCACGACGGCCUUUAUCUUUGGGCAGUUGUGAACAAUGCUGGUAUUCUACCGGUUUAUGGCCCUUCAGACUGGUCAAAAGUUGAAGACUUCAAAGCUGUUUUGGACGUUAACACCAUCGGUGUCAUACGUGUUACACUUACUUUUCUACCAUUGCUAAAACAAUCGAAAGGGCGUCUGGUAACGACGACAAGUGUUUUGUCUCGGGUUGCUUUUCCAGGAAUUGCACCGUAUCAAUGCUCUAAACUUGGGACUGCCGGUUUUAUGGAUACAAUACGUGAAGAACUGAGAUGGUUUGGAAUAAAAUGCUGCAAUAUUGAACCGGAAAUAUUUGAUACGCCAUUAAUUGCUGUUCCAUCGAUGCAACGAACAAUUGAGUAUUCGUGGAAUAGGUUGACCGCAGAAAAACGAGCUGAAUAUGGCGAAGAUUUCAAACAUUACUGUAUUUAUAAAUCAACUCGGAUCGAUUAUGUGGUUCGAAAUUAUUAUCACGCUGUAACAGCAAUGUUUCCACGAACGCGUUAUUAUACCGGUUGGAAAGCUCUGUUCUUCUAUAUACCAUUAAGUUUGUUGCCAACUGAAAUUCAUGAUCUGAUUAUCAGACUGUUAUUACAUCAAACUGCAUUUCCGGUUGCUGUUGAGAGUAAAAAGCAAAAGUAA